Candidozyma auris is the source of this 2085-nucleotide messenger RNA. RefSeq names its product PPN1 endopolyphosphatase family protein. Gene Ontology annotation, molecular function: hydrolase activity. The transcript has a single exon. NCBI's taxonomy places the organism in Eukaryota, Fungi, Ascomycota, Pichiomycetes, Serinales, Metschnikowiaceae. Bases 1 to 2085 code for a protein of 694 amino acids. The record is from RefSeq and is a predicted model, not a curated record.
AUGAUGGUAAAUGCCGCUAUUGUGCAGAAUUUAGAAUCACUACACCUUCAGAUAGAAAGCAGGGAGCACAAGUCUUCACUUAUCGAUAGUAUCUAUCAGAACUUGAGCCUUGAAGAUCAUGACUUCGUUGAUUCCACUUUAUUGAAUCUCACAAAUUUCCGUGGCAACAGGUGUGAAUCGUGUCACAAUAAGAUUAAGUAUGCUCAAUACUUGUUACAGAAAUAUCCAACUAAGGAUCAUUUAAUUUCUCUUACAUUAUACAAAUACUGUUUGGAACAGAAUAAAGGAAAGGAUUCAAAAUGCGAGUUUGUCGAUUUCUUUUUAUUCACAGCUCAAAGAGAAAAGGCCGAGUCGGAUGCCAGAAACCAAGCCAUGGCUGGUUUGGAAGGCGAAACAUCAGUCAAUUUCUUCUUCAAUGAUUUCACAGAAAUGGUCAGGAACUUUAAUACUUCUUCAAAGCUCUCACUAGACUAUUAUUGUCACUAUAAAGGAAAAUAUUGUGAAUUGCCCACAACGCCGCCUUUAGAAACUAUAUUUAAUUUGACUUCCUUCUGGCCAGAGAAGACGCCAGAGAAAAAAAUUGAACCGAAGUAUAACACUACAAGAGAAAGUUUUAAUGUCUUACAUCUUUCAGACUUUCACAACCAAUUGCGUUUUCAAAUUGGGGCAGAGGCCAAUUGCUCACAGGGCCUUUGUUGCCUACCUGAGUCAUAUAAUCAGGACUUGAUUCCCAAGGGCUAUAAUUUCACUGACGUCUACCAACAUGCCGGUGCAAACAUGAGCAACGUGAAACUUUCAUUUUAUCCUGAUGCUGAAUUUUCGCCGAUCGACGAUACCUAUUUUGAGGGUAAAUAUCACGACAUGCCGGCAUUUAGGGGAUGGAAUUGGGCAUGGGAGCCAGCUACAACAUUUGGAAAUUACCAAUGUGAUCCGCCCGAAGUUAUGCUUAAUCAUUCUUUGAAGCAUAUUUCACUGACCUUCGAUAAUAACAAAUAUGAGUUCUCGGUUUUUACUGGAGAUAUUGUGGACCAUGACGUAGCGCAUUGUGACCCUGAUACGACGAGGUAUGCCGAAACUCGUUCCUACAAGAUCAUGAGACAUUUUUUACACCAACAGCCGGUAUAUCCCACUUUAGGGAACCACGACACAUUCCCGUACGGCCAAUUGGCACCCGAGCGAUUGAACAACAAAACUUUCAAUGAAUCACUGUAUCACUGGAACGAUGACCUCAUUAGUGACCUUUGGAUCUCCAAUGGUUGGAUUGAUAGUUCUUUAAAGAGUUUUAUCCGUCAACAUUAUUCGUCAUAUACCACUACAACUGAUAGGGGUUUGAAGAUUAUUUCCCUCAAUUCCAACUGCUACUAUAAGAAAAACUUGUAUGCAUACAUAAAUAUGGAGGCAGAGCCGGAUUUGUUCGGUCAGUGGGAGUUCCUCAUCAACGAAUUAAUAGAGAGCGAAAACUCAAACCAGCGAGUGUGGAUAUUAGCACACAUCCCCGCGGGAGAUGCUGAUGCCUUGCCAAUCCAAUCCGAAAUAUUCGCAGGUAUAGUGAAGCGGUUUUCUCCAUUUACUAUUGCAGGUAUAUUUUACGGCCAUACUCAUAGAGAUCAAGUCAAAGUUCUCUACGAAGAUAAUGCGCCUGUUAAUAUGGCUUGGAUCUCUCAAGCUAUCACCCCCUUGGGUCCCGCAAAUCCCUCCUGGAGGUAUUAUCGAGUGGAGGACGAGUCUUUCAAUAUUCUCGAAUCUUAUAACUAUUAUUCCCCACUAAACGCGACUUGGACAAAUGGUGGAGAGGAACCCAUAUGGUCGUAUGGAUAUAGUGCUAGAGACACUUAUGAUCCGAAUCACGAAUGGCCCGCUCUGGCGCCACUUAAUGCUUCUUUCUGGGACAAAUUCGUUGUACAGAAAUUGAAGGACAGGCACAAUAUACAGUUCAAUCAGAGGUACACUGACUUAAUGUUUCGUGAGAACCCAUAUGUCCCAGAUUGCAAAAAUGGAUCACAAGUCACAGACAAAUGCUACCAAAAUAAUUAUUGCGACGCAAUUGGGUUUAAAAUUGACGAUUUUAACGAGUGUAUCUCGUAA